UGGUUCCGUUUUCGAUGUCAGCCCGUUCACGCGCGUACGCAAACGCAUCGGCCGCUCAGGGGAGAGAUCAGCGCCCAUUCUCCGCCAUUGCUCAUCACGGCAGGCCAGAGAAAACAAGGCACCAAGAGGAAGGCAACGAGCCCUCGGGACACUUUUGGGCAAGUCGUGGAGGUCGUGAACAUUUUUGGCGACGAGGAACUCCCGUCACUUUGGGAAGACGGUCCGGAGCCGCCGGUUGCGGUUGAACUCGCAGAUGACUUGUCGUCCUCAACCUGUGGUGAGGGUGAGAAAAAGAAGAGUUCGACUUUUGCGUGGACACGGGCCGACAAAGAAGUGUUGGCUGCCUUUUUUGAGAAGUACCCCAUGUUUUAUGACUCCUGUUUGGAUGAGUUCAAGGACCCAAGUAUCAAAAGAGCCAUGGUGAAGCAGUUUGUGAAAGAGCAAUUUGAACACAAGGGCCGGCCUGCGCCAACCUACAAGCAAGUCAUGGGCUUCCUGAAAAAUUACAGGACCAGGUUUGUCAAGCUAAACAGCAAAAAGUCCACGCAGGCAGAUCAGGAGUUAACAGCCACGGAGCAGUGGAUUUUGGACAACUUUGCCUACCUCCGCCCACAUAUCAAGAAGAGGCGUGGCAGACGAACACACCAGGCGUCCUCCAAAACACGAUUGCAUGGUCGGCCAGCGCCAAUCGCCUCGGACAGUGACGUGGACGACCCCGUGCCGUCCACCAGCGCCGUGUGUGGCCGCAGGCGAGCGCAGGCGGGCAGCAGGCCGAGCGGCCGGGCCGGGCGAGACGUCGCCGCUGUCCCCGGCGACGCCAAUGAGCUGCUUUCGCAGCUUUUGAGCAGAGCUGAUCAAGCAGCGCAGCGGAGAAUCGGACACACCGCGGCCCUCCCGAGCCAUGAGGCGGAAGUCAAGCGUUUCACCCAGUAUCUGAAGGCUCUCAUGAUGAACGUUCCGGAAGGCCAGACUUGAAAAGGACUCCAGCCAGUAGGUGCCGAUCCCUCUUACGCUGGACUUUGGCGGUCGACGCUGCCCUCAGCAGCAGCGACCCGCUCAGCAGCAGGACCUUCCUCCGCCGCCGUACUCCGCCGCUACAUACGAGUGAGCCUGCGGUCAGAAUCGGCCGCCAUUGCCGCCGCGACGUUCUCCCCCCUGACUUCGGUCUGUGCUUUCAACAGGAGUCUGAGUUCACUGCUGAAUUUUUCAGGAAGCAAAUCCCUGCCCGGCACACCCGACCACCACGAGAUUCAUAGAGACUGAAUAGUUGAUUGCAUUGUUUCUUUUUUGUAAAUUCCAUUUUCCACUUUUGUUUUGACAAUUCUUUUGGUUGUUUUUAUGGAGAAACAACAAGACAAUUGUUUUCAUCACAGUAUUCUUGUCUUUUUUUUAAUCGUCUAUAAAAUAUCAGUCUGACAUCAUCUCAGUUUAUAAAUAUGGAGGUAACUGCAUUUAAAUUGCAGGUAAAAGGUAGGAAAGUUUUUACUUGGCGUUGAUUCCUUCUUGUGCCCUGUAUCAGAUGGCAGGAAACAAAUCAAUCCAAGCAAAAUAUCAGUUAAUCUCUAAAUUUUUUUUCUGUAAUUUUUUGAAAAAAAAUAGGGGGAAAAAAUU
Molecule: messenger RNA, 1611 nt
Organism: Hippocampus comes (tiger tail seahorse)
Lineage: Eukaryota; Metazoa; Chordata; Actinopteri; Syngnathiformes; Syngnathidae
Exons: 5
Coding region: 364-975 (203 amino acids)
Source: RefSeq, a predicted model, not a curated record